CGACUCUGGUCUGAUGCCGGGGAGAAUGCUUUUGCCUGUGGUGUUGUGUUGUGUUUUUGAGCCUUUUGCCUUGGCUUUUGCCCUGAAUCGAUUAUGAUCUGAUCAUUUCGGAUCUGCUUUGUCUCCUGUCUCCUGUCUCUUGUCUUCAUGCUUCAAGACACCCUCCAAUCCAGCCUCAAUUCUUAAUAUCUAGUUGCACUUUGCAUUCUGCACUUUGCAUUUGCAUUCUGCACCUCCCCUUUGCAGUUCUUCCUCUUCUACAUCCAUCAUCCCCUUCCACCAUGUCUCCCUCGGCCACCCGCCAGAAGAUCAGUCUCAAUCGCAUCGCCCACGUCUACUACACUCACAAGGACCUCGACAAGGCCCACCAGUUUCUCCUGGAUUUUGGCUUGAGUGUCGUCCAGAAGACCGACGACAAGAUCUACUAUCGCGGCUAUGGCACUGAGCCCUUCCUCUACUGUGCGACCCGCGGCGACGAAGACAAGUUUGGCGGCACAGCAUGGGUAGUUGAUUCCCUCGAAGACCUCGAGCUGGCCACGUCCCUCCCCGGCGCAACGCCCAUCCACGACUCUGAUGCGCCUGGCGGCGGCAAACGCGUUACCUUCUACGAUCCUGUCGACAACUUCCCCUUCCACCUCGUCUACGGCCAGACGCCCGUCGAGAUGACCGAGACCUUCCCCGAGCUGGCCUACAACUUCCCGACUGUCAAACACCGACCCGUGAACAAGACGCAGCGUUUCAAGCAGGGCCCGGCCCCCAUCCACAAGCUGGGACAUUUCGGCCUCUGCGUCACCAACUACAAGGCGGCCUUCGACUUCUACACCUCCAAUUUCAACUUCAAGCCCAGCGAUCUGGUCUAUGACCCUGCCACGAAUGAGGAUAUCACGACCUUCCUGCACCUGGACCGGGGCGCCGAGAUGGUGGACCACCACAGCUUCUUCUUCUUCGAGGGGCCCAAGUUCCACGUGCACCACUCGAGCUUCGAGGUCUUUGAUUUCGAUAUCCAGAUGCUGGGCCACACCUGGCUGAACGAGAAGGGCUAUGAGAACUGCUGGGGCGUAGGCCGACAUAUCAUGGGCAGUCAGAUUUUCGAUUACUGGUUCGAUCCAUCGCGCUUCAUCUUGGAGCACUACGUCGACGGCGACUUGGUCAACGACGAGACUCCUACAAACCGAACCGCCGCCGGACCAGGAAACCUGCACGUAUGGGGUCCCGAUCUGCCCCCAACAUUCCUCCUCUGAUCUCGCGUCGUGUCCGGUCAAGAUCUCUAUGUAGCGCAAUUGUCUGCCCUUAGAAAUCAAUAUAUCAUCAGCAUCAUUAUAUAUACAGAUAUAUAAAAUCAAGAUUUACGUAUCAAUAAAUGAAUGCUACUACCUACCUACACUCAUGCUGAGCUAUCUUGUAUCUUAGCAAUUUAUCUCUUUUUACCAUUAUUUGUCUAGAUCCCUUGGGCGUGUUAUUUGUCUAUUUACUUUAUCAAUGGAAGCGAAAUAAGAGAUCUUAGAGCUAGUAAAUCAAUAUAUCAAUACAUC
Molecule: messenger RNA, 1532 nt
Organism: Amorphotheca resinae ATCC 22711
Lineage: Eukaryota; Fungi; Ascomycota; Leotiomycetes; Helotiales; Amorphothecaceae
Exons: 4
Coding region: 282-1241 (319 amino acids)
Biological process (GO): L-methylmalonyl-CoA metabolic process
Cellular component (GO): mitochondrion
Molecular function (GO): methylmalonyl-CoA epimerase activity
Source: RefSeq, a predicted model, not a curated record